AUGACCUCUGAUGGGCCCUCUUCAAGCCUGGACGCUACAUGUUUACCAAGUGUCUGGGGCACUGAAAACCCGAGGCGUGGUAUAUUUGAUGUAGGCGAAGAGAUCAUGUGCGAUGGUGUCACAUAUUACAAACUCGAAGCCCGCUAUCUUGACCAUGAGAAGGGACUUUCCUUCGGCUUGAAAGUCGUCGAGGUUGUGACGCUUGCCCUGGUCUUAAGGGAGGCAGUCCUCUUGACAUCUUGGUGGAUCAAGUUCUGUACCAAGCGCCGCUAUAGAAGAGCGGAUGCUCGCGCUGCCGAGCUCGCUGCCAACCGUGAUGCCACGCGCACUGCCAAUGCCAAUGGCACUCAAAGACAAGCGGGCCAAGGAAAUUGA
This is a messenger RNA of Penicillium psychrosexuale, 375 nucleotides long. RefSeq lists its product as uncharacterized. The record is from RefSeq and is a predicted model, not a curated record. The coding region runs from base 1 to 375 and encodes 124 amino acids. Lineage: Eukaryota; Fungi; Ascomycota; Eurotiomycetes; Eurotiales; Aspergillaceae. The transcript is spliced from 2 exons.